Molecule: messenger RNA, 582 nt
Organism: Cutaneotrichosporon cavernicola
Lineage: Eukaryota; Fungi; Basidiomycota; Tremellomycetes; Trichosporonales; Trichosporonaceae
Exons: 1
Coding region: 1-582 (193 amino acids)
Source: RefSeq, a predicted model, not a curated record
AUGAAGUGGUUCGCCUGCCGCACAAAGACGCCUAGUGGGGGGCUCGAGCAUCUACGUACCCGCCUGGGCGAGGUCGAUAUACCGCGCUCGUAUUCGCCGCAGCUCGAGCACUUGCGCAUGCGGUUGGCUGAGGUCGAUGUGCUUCGCGCGGAAGUGGGUUGGGAGAAGGAGAAGGAGAUGGAGAUGGGUAGGGAGGGCGAUGGAGACAAGGGCGAGGUUGUCAAGGAGAAGGAGGAGGUGGUCAAGGAGAAGGAGGUGGCUGUGCAUGACAAUGCACGGCCCGACAAAGCAACAGUCCUACGCAACUGCAAACUAGGCCUCCACGAGACCGAGGGCAGCGACCGAACCAGCAUCGAGAGCGGCUCCAGCAUCGCAAACCUCAACUCCAUCUCCAUCGCCGACCCAUCCGCCAGGCGUCUCAUGGCCGUGCACGGCCCUGCUCCCGGCUCGGACGAGACCCAAUUCCUCACCAGGACCGCCGUCUCAGCCAUGACGGGCAUAGUGCCCCCGCCGCGCACGUCCAGUCUCCGCCGCCCGGACGCCCCGAACGUCGAGUCCAAUCGCGCUUGCGGUCCAAGCUAA